AGAUUUCAAUUAAUUGCACCUGGCAGGCCUACAGAUGAUCUGCUGCUGACUGAAAUCAUCAAGACACAUUGGGCUUUUACUCUCUUUUUUUUCCCUUUGGUAAAUCACCUAAUCUGGUAAAUGGAGUCAUUUCCAACGCCUCCACCUUAUUUCUUACCAGAUGAAAGUCAAACUGGGCAAAAUGUGAGGAUCUACCACGUCCACUCACCUUUCAGCCGUCCACCACCUCCUCCUUCCCUCUCCUUUUCUCCAGGAGAUGGAUUCUCCACUCUGACCCACUCACCUCUACCAGUGUCUGCUCCCCCUCCAUCUGCCCCCAGACUGAAGUUUGUGAGCUAUGAGACUGAACUGUAUCGCUCUCCAGCGCUGACAAGAUGCCCUUCCUGUCAGGCUCAGGUCACCACACAGGUCACCUACCAAGUCGGGACACACGCCUGGCUCAUGUGUCUUGUGUUUGUCUUAUGCGGGUUGGUGUUUGGAUGCUGCCUGAUUCCGUUUUUUGUAAACCACUUCAAGGACGCCUAUCACACUUGUCCUCGCUGUCAACAGAUUCUCCAUGUGCACAAGAAGACAUGCUGUGAAUGAAGGCAUAACUACCAACUGUGUCAGGUUUUCUUUUUCACUUCAACAGAUGUUCGGACUGACUACUGUAGUAAAAUGUGUGCAUACCACUAUAUAAGGAGACGUAUCGUUACAUAACUAAGUAACUUUUAACUAUAUUUUAAUCAUGUUUUGUAACAAAAUCAUAUCAAAUAAAUGUUUUCUGUGCCAAUCUUU
Molecule: messenger RNA, 777 nt
Organism: Xiphias gladius (swordfish)
Lineage: Eukaryota; Metazoa; Chordata; Actinopteri; Istiophoriformes; Xiphiidae
Product: lipopolysaccharide-induced tumor necrosis factor-alpha factor homolog
Exons: 4
Coding region: 121-585 (154 amino acids)
Molecular function (GO): zinc ion binding
Source: RefSeq, a predicted model, not a curated record